CUCAGCACAAACGCGCAGCAGAGAGAACAGGGCGGGGCGAGAGAAAGCGAGAGGCAGGGCCACAGGCCGAGGCAGAGGCAUAGGCAGGCGCGAGAGGGAGCCGAAGGAAGGAAAGGGCCAGGGAUUGGAUUGGAGGGAGACGUCUCGCCGGCUUUCCUUCUUUCCAUCUGCGCUCUUUUUUUCUCUUCCUCCAGUUCAAUUCGCCGCAUCAAGAUUGUGAAUUUUCAAGAUCUCGCUACGCAGCCGUGGCAUUGACCAUCUGCACCUGUCGUCGGUUUUUUCGAGAGAACUGAUUUUCACGGCCUGCUGACAGGUGCUGGGACGUCUUGUUAUCAGAUUUGUACGGGGGUCAUCUCUGCGCUACGACGUUCUUGAGAAAUUGUUCGCGAGAUGAUUUGUUACCUUGGUAGGAGUGAAUUGCUCGAAACGCCAAGACCAGGCGUAUGCUAGUUGAUUUGACAAGUUUCCGGUUGGGUACUGUGGCCAAAAUUAAUCAACAUUCCGCUUAUUUGAAGGAAUUGUGCAGAGUCGGUCACGUAAAUCAUGGGUACGAUAUCUCAUUCUGCUGAAUUGCAUAGCAACCCAUUGUUGCAGAUGUUAGAACGCAGGCCUUGAGAAUCAUCUCGCGUGCGACAUCUCUCCAUUCACAUAUCUAUAUCCACAGAUUACGCCAGUGGAAGACCUCAUCCCGUUCCUAGGACCCGAGGUAAUCAAAGCUGGAGGAUUUCCGGAUUUGGCCUCUGUCAGAGUACAGGGAAGGGUUUAGGAAGUAACUAUGAAGUUUGGACAUCAACCAAGUCCUGCAAAGCUGUUCAGAGAGCUUCAAGGCGUUCAGUUGGUGCACUCCAAUAAAGUGGACACAGUACCCGAAGACGAACUGAGUUCGCAAUCUCAUUGCCGAAACCAUGGGCUGCACCUGCAACCUACGUCUACGUAUGUGAACGAAGCUGAACUGGUUCAGUUGCCACCAGAACAGCCAGUUUGGAAAGCGGUGUGGGAGUCACGACCCGCUUGGUUCAAGACUAUGGAUUGCGGGCACAAUGGUGACCGCUCCGUGAUGGAGACUCUAGUGAACGUCGUGACAUCCAUCCCGUUUGUGGCUAUUGGACUCCAGGCCCCGAGGAAAAAACCGGCUGCCAGACUCUAUGCAAACUCGUUGAUAGGUGUUGGCAUGGCGUCUUGCUUUUACCACACAUCUAGAGGGGAAGCCCGGAAGAUUUUCAGAUUUGGCGAUUAUGCAAUGAUUGCCACAGCAGCCCUGUGUCUGACUUCGGCCUUAAGGGAUGAUAAUUCCAGGACGCUAAUGCUGGCUUCAGCUUUUCUCAUUCCAAUUCAGCCGAUGUUGGUCACUGUCCUGCACACGGGAUUGAUGGAGGCCACUUUCGCAAGGAGGGCGCACAAUGAACCCAAGCUGAGGAAAGCUCACAGUUUGCAUACUUUGUCAUCUGUUCUUGGUAGUGCCCUCUUCGUUGCCGAUGACGUACUGCCCAACACUCCCUACAUUCAUGCGGCUUGGCAUCUGGCUGCCGCCUUAGGUGUUGCCACAUGCACCAAGCUACUUGAAUAAAUUUAGUCUAGGAUUUCAAGGUUAAGUUUGUUAUUAAGCUAAUAGUAAAUGAUGUAACAUACCAUCAACCAUCUGUAGAUCACAGCUUAUGGUUCUCAUUCUUUGCUCCGACAAAUCAUUUUUGCCUGCUCCUUCUUUCUAUCCCGCUUACAAGCUGGGUGUACUCAUAUAAUUUACGAAACGUAUAUGGAAAUCAUGAUUAUUACUAG
This is a messenger RNA of Marchantia polymorpha subsp. ruderalis, 1776 nucleotides long. The record is from the annotation of a GenBank genome assembly. Lineage: Eukaryota; Viridiplantae; Streptophyta; Marchantiopsida; Marchantiales; Marchantiaceae.